AAGAGAAAUGAGAGAGUGUAUUUCGAUUCAUAUCGGUCAGGCCGGUAUUCAGGUUGGCAAUGUUUGCUGGGAGCUUUAUUGUCUCGAGCAUGGCAUUCAGCCUGAUGGCCAAAUGCCAAGUGAUAAGACUGUUGGUGGAGGAGACGAUGCUUUCAACACCUUUUUCAGCGAAACUGGUGCCGGAAAGCACGUUCCUCGCACUAUAUUUGUUGAUCUGGAGCCUACUGUUAUCGAUGAAGUUAGGACUGGAACGUAUCGUCAGCUGUUCCACCCUGAGCAACUCAUCAGUGGAAAAGAAGAUGCUGCCAACAAUUUCGCCCGUGGCCAUUAUACGAUUGGAAAAGAGAUUGUUGAUCUCUGCUUGGAUCGCAUCCGAAAGCUCGCUGAUAACUGUACCGGACUCCAAGGGGUUUUGGUUUUCAAUGCUGUUGGUGGUGGUACUGGUUCUGGCCUUGGAUCUCUUCUCUUGGAGCGUCUCUCUGUUGACUAUGGAAAGAAGUCAAAGCUUGGUUUCACUGUGUAUCCUUCACCUCAGGUUUUUACAUCUGUUGUAGAGCCUUACAACGUUGCGCUGUCCACUCAUUCGCUCCUUGAGCACACUGAUGUUACUGUGCUUCUCGAUAAUGAAGCCAUAUAUGACAUCUGCAGGCGUUCUCUGAACAUUGAACGACCCACUUAUACCAAUCUUAACCGCCUUGUCUCUCAGGUUAUCUCAUCUCUUACUACCUCUUUGAGGUUUGAUGGAGCUCUGAAUGUGGAUGUGGCCGAGUUCCAGACUAACCCGGUUCCCUAUCCCAAGAUUCAUUUUAUGCUUUCCUCCUAUGCACCUGUUAUUUCAGCUGAGAAGGCUUACCAUGAGCAACUAUCAGUGGCUGGGAUCACCAACAGUGCUUUUGAACCCUUUUCCAUGAUGGCCAAAUGUGACCCACGCCAUGGAAAGUACAUGGUUUGCUGCCUCCUGUACCGAGGUGAUGUUGUGCCCAAAGAUGUGAAUGCAGCUGUGGCCACCAUCAAGACCAGAACGAAGGUUGUUGAUGGGAAUUUUACAGACCAGAGACGACAGCCUACUCAGCAGCAGCAGAAUUUUCAUGCGACUGGAGCUGCACCAAACACGGGAUCACCUCGAUAUGAACAGUCAUAUGCUCAAGGCACAGGUCCUACCUGGAAUGGUCAAUUGGUUCUACAACAGCAGCCCUCUUCACCUGUCUAUGGUGCUCAGAGAAGUGGCUUGCUACCACCAUCACUCUGGAAAGCACAGGCGACAGACUCUAGCCCAGUUGCGGGUGUUCAAUAUCCUCAGUCAAUGGUUACUCAAGUUAGUGUAACACAUGGCCAACCUCAAGGACCUCAACAUAUGAGAAGUGAUCGGGUGGUGGGUACGUACAUUCAGCCAAUCACAACCGGUCAUUUGUCAGCAAUUAAUAACGAGGCUGUUCAGGGAAAUCGGUUCGCUGGUUUUCAUCCUCAACCAGUUCUGGGAGCACAGUAUAUGGACAUACUUUCACAGCAAAUGGCUCCUAUGUAUCCUCGACAAAUGUAUGGCAAGUCAAGAUAA
Messenger RNA from Durio zibethinus, 1555 nucleotides. The record is from RefSeq and is a predicted model, not a curated record. NCBI's taxonomy places the organism in Eukaryota, Viridiplantae, Streptophyta, Magnoliopsida, Malvales, Malvaceae.